CCCGCCCCGCACGGCCAGGCGAAGCGGAGCCGGGGCCGUGCGGAGUGUGAGCUUGUGUGUGUGUGUGCGUGUGUGUGUGCGUGUGCGCGCGCGUGUGUGUGUGUAUGUGUUCGCGGGGCGCCUUCUCAGCCCCGGGAAGAUGGUGGCGGCGGCGGCGGCGACCGAGGCGAGGCUGAGGAGGAGGAGGAGGAGGAGGACAGAGGCGACGACAGCGCCCGCGGGCACGGACGGCGGGCGCCGCGGGGACUGGGACGCGCCCGGGGCGGGGAGGCCGGGGCUGGGGGCCGGGCUGCGCCUCCUGCUCCCGUCGCCGCCGCCGCCGCCGCUGCUGCUGCUGCUGCCGCUGCUGCUGCCGCUGCCUUGGGCGGCCGAGGCCGCGGCGGCCGCGGCGAUCGUGUCGGGCUCCGCCGCAGCCGAGGCCAAGGAAUGUGACCGGCCCUGUGUCAACGGCGGCCGCUGCAACCCUGGCACCGGCCAGUGCGUCUGCCCCGCCGGCUGGGUGGGCGAGCAAUGCCAGCACUGCGGGGGCCGAUUCAGACUAACUGGACCUUCUGGGUUUGUAACAGAUGGACCUGGAAAUUACAAAUACAAAACCAAGUGCACGUGGCUCAUCGAGGGGCGGCCGAAUAGAAUAAUGAGACUUCGUUUCAAUCAUUUUGCUACAGAGUGUAGUUGGGACCAUUUAUACGUUUAUGAUGGGGACUCAAUUUAUGCACCCCUAAUUGCCGCCUUCAGCGGCCUCAUCGUUCCCGAGAGAGAUGGCAACGACACUGUCCCUGAGGUGGUCGCCACAUCAGGUUAUGCCCUGCUGCAUUUCUUCAGUGAUGCUGCUUAUAAUCUGACUGGAUUUAAUAUCACUUACAAUUUUGACAUGUGUCCAAAUAAUUGCUCAGGCCGAGGAGAGUGUAAGAUCAGCAACGGCAGCACCACGGUGCGGUGUGAAUGCUCUGGAAACUGGAGAGGGGAAGCCUGUGACAUUCCCCACUGUGUCAAUAACUGUAGCUUUCCCCUCGGAGGCGUCUGCUAUCCAGAUACCGCCAGAGGGUGCGCCUGCUUUGGGAACUGGCAGGGUCCCGGAUGUUCAAUUCCUAUGCCAACUAACCAGUCAUUCUGGACUCGAGAGGAGCAUUCUGACUUAAAGCUCCCCAGAGCUUCUCACAAGGCGGUGGUCCAUGGGAACAUCAUGUGGGUCAUUGGAGGGUACAUGUUCAACCACUCAGAUUACAGCAUGGUUCUCGCAUACGAUCUUUCUUCUAAGGAGUGGCUUACACUGAACCAGUCUGUGAACAAUGUCAUGGUUAGAUACGGACAUUCCUUAGCGUUACACAAGGAUAAAAUUUACAUGUACGGAGGAAAAAUUGAUUCAACAGGGAAUGUGACCAAUGAGUUGAGAGUAUUCCACAUUCACAAUGAGUCCUGGGUGCUGCUGAGUCCGAGAGCCAAGGAGCAGUACGCAGUGGUUGGACAUUCGGCACAUAUCGUCACGUUGAGCGACACACGCGUGGUCAUGCUCGUCAUCUUUGGUCACUGUCCCCUCUAUGGAUAUAUCAGCAAUGUGCAGGAGUAUGACUUGGAAAAGAACACGUGGACGAUACUGCCCACCCAGGGCGCCCUGGUCCAAGGCGGCUAUGGCCACAGCAGUGUUUACGACCGCAACACUAAGGCCCUCUAUGUCCACGGGGGCUACAAGGCUUUUAGUGCCAACAAGUACCGACUCGCAGACGAUCUCUACAGAUACGACGUGGACACAAGGAUGUGGACCAUUCUCAAGGACAGCCGGCUCUUCCGCUACCUGCACAGCGCGGUGGUGGUGAGCGGCACCAUGCUGGUGUUCGGCGGGAACACGCACAAUGACACCUCCAUGAGCCACGGCGCCAGGUGCUUCUCCUCGGACUUCAUGGCUUACGACAUUGCUUGUGACCGCUGGUCCGUGCUCCCCAGGCCUGACCUCCAUCAGGACGUCAACAGAUUCGGACACUCGGCAGUCUUGCACAACAGCACCAUGUACGUGUUUGGGGGUUUCAACAGUCUCCUGCUGAGUGACAUCCUGGUCUUCACCUCGGAGCGCUGUGAGGCUCACAGGAGUGAGGCCGAGUGCUUGGCCUCCGGCCCCGGCAUCCGCUGCGUGUGGGACCCGCCCCUAUCUCGGUGCAUCUCCUGGGAGCUGGCCAGCGUCGAGCAGCAAGAGAAGUUAAAAUCUGAGUGUUUGUCCAAAAGAUCCCUUGACCAUGACAGAUGUGACCAGCACACGGAUUGCUACAGCUGCACGGCCAACACGAAUGACUGCCACUGGUGCCCGGACCACUGCAUCCCCCUGAACCACAGCUGCGCGGAGAACCAGCUCUCCAUCUCCAAGUAUGAGAACUGCCCCAAGGAUAACCCCAUGUAUUACUGUAACAAGAAGACCAGCUGCAGGAGCUGUGCGCUGGACCAGAACUGUCAGUGGGAGCCUCGGAAUCAGGAGUGCAUCGCCUUGCCUGAAAAUAUCUGCGGCAUUGGAUGGCAUUUGGUUGGAAACUCAUGUCUGAAAAUCACGACCGCCAAGGAGAACUACGACAACGCUAAACUGUCCUGCCGGAGCCACAGUGCCUUCCUGGCUUCUCUCACAACCCAGAAGAAGGUCGAAUUUGUCCUGAAGCAGCUGCGAACAAUGCAGUCCUCGCAGAGCAUGUCUAAGCUCACCCUGACCCCGUGGGUUGGCCUCCGGAAGAUCAACGUGUCCUACUGGUGCUGGGAAGACAUGUCCCCGUUCACGAACAGCCUGCUGCAGUGGAUGCCAUCGGAGCCCAGCGACGCGGGCUUCUGUGGGAUCCUGUCGGAGCCCAGCAUCCGGGGCUUGAAGGCUGCCACGUGCAUCAACCCCCUCAACGGCAGCGUCUGCGAAAGGCCUGCCAACCACAGCGCCAAGCAGUGCCGGACCCCGUGUGCCCUGCGGACGGCCUGCGGCGAGUGCACGAGCGGCAGCUCCGAGUGCAUGUGGUGCAGCAACAUGAAGCAGUGCGUGGACUCCAACGCCUACGUGGCCUCCUUCCCGUUCGGCCAAUGCAUGGAGUGGUACACCAUGAGCAGCUGCCCCCCUGAAAAUUGUUCCGGCUAUUAUACCUGCAGUCAUUGCUUGGAGCAGCCAGGCUGUGGCUGGUGCACGGACCCCAGCAACACUGGCAAGGGGAAGUGCAUCGAAGGCUCCUCAAAAGGACCCGUGAAGAUGCCCUCGCGAGCACCAACGGGCAGCCACUACCCACAGCCCAUCCUCAACUCCAGCAUGUGUCUGGAGGACGGCAGAUACAACUGGUCUUUCAUUCAGUGCCCAGCUUGCCAGUGCAAUGGCCACAGCAAAUGCAUCAAUCAGAGCAUCUGUGAGAAGUGUGAGAACCUGACCACAGGCAAGCACUGUGAAACCUGCAUCUCCGGCUUCUACGGGGACCCCACCAAUGGAGGGAGGUGUCAGCCGUGCAGGUGCAAUGGGCAUGCCUCGCUGUGCAACACCAACUCGGGCAAGUGCUUCUGCACCACCAAGGGCGUCAAGGGUGACGAGUGCCAGCUGUGCGAGGUUGAAAAUCGGUACCAAGGGAACCCCCUCAAAGGCACCUGCUACUAUACUCUCCUCAUCGAUUACCAGUUCACCUUCAGCCUGUCCCAGGAAGAUGACCGUCACUACACCGCCAUCAAUUUUGUGGCUACACCUGAUGAACAAAACAGGGAUUUGGACAUGUUCAUCAAUGCCUCCAAAAACUUCAACCUCAACAUCACCUGGGCUGCCAGUUUCUCAGCCGGGACUCAAGCUGGAGAAGAAAUGCCAGUUGUUUCAAAAACCAACAUUAAGGAGUACAAAGAUAGCUUCUCGAACGAGAAGUUUGAUUUUCGCAACCACCCAAAUAUUACUUUCUUUGUUUACGUCAGCAAUUUCACCUGGCCCAUCAAAAUUCAGAUCGCCUUCUCCCAGCACAGCAAUUUUAUGGACCUGGUACAGUUCUUCGUGACAUUCUUCAGGGAUCGAACCCAGGGCCUCACACAUGCAAGCUGCUUCCUCUCUUUGCUCCUGGUGGCCGCAGUGGUCUGGAAGAUCAAGCAGAGCUGCUGGGCCUCCCGGCGCCGAGAGCAACUUCUGCGAGAGAUGCAGCAGAUGGCCAGCCGUCCCUUUGCCUCGGUGAAUGUGGCCUUGGAGACAGACGAAGAGCCUCCCGAUCUGAUUGGGGGGAGCAUCAAGACUGUCCCCAAGCCCAUCGCCCUGGAGCCCUGUUUCGGCAACAAAGCUGCUGUCCUGUCUGUGUUCGUGAGGCUCCCCAGAGGCCUGGGAGGGAUCCCGCCCCCCGGCCAGUCAGGUCUCGCGGUGGCCAGCGCCCUCGUGGACAUUUCUCAGCAGAUGCCCAUCGUGUACAAAGAGAAGUCUGGGGCCGUGCGCAACCGGAAGCAGCAGCCGCCCGCACAGCCCGGGACCUGCAUCUGAGGCCGGGACCCGGGGCCGUCUGUGAGCGUGUGUGCCGAGCCGCUGUGGCAGGAAGACCUGGAGGUGCGGGGCAGUGAAGACUGGAGACCCCCCCACACACAACCAUCCGUCCGUGCGUCCGUCCGCCUGCCCGCCUGCCCGCCUGCCCCAUCUGCAUGCUCACGAGCUCUCUCUAGUGACCGUCUCUUCCAUCCGUGCUCCAGCGUCGAACCUUUUCACUUUUGCAUAGGAAACCGUCGUUUUUGUUCUAGGCCCAGGGCUGAUCCAGUUGUGGCUGGCAGAGGCUGGUGUGGAGCCAGGGAGAGAGCUGGGAACAUGCCACUCAGCGUCCCGGGGCUGCUCUUGGGCGGGCUCCACUGUGCAAAAAAACAAAAACAAAAACACACAAGCUGUUGCGUUUACAAGCAGACUUUCGUCCUCAGCUGUUCUUCAACAUGGUCUCUUUUACCAACUCGUCAGGUGAAUCACCGGUUUUCAUCCGAAGCCUGCUCUCUUUUUAAAAGAUGUGCUAUUUAUUCUUGCACGGUUAGGCAGAUCCCUCUCUUCCAGGGAGUCGCUUUUUUUCUAGUUGAAAAUUAAUAAUGGUCCAUCUCUUUUGAAUCAUACCAAAUUAAGAUAGGCGUGGGCUAUUUUAAAUGUCAAGGCCGGCAGUGUUACUUAGAAUGUAAACUGAUGUCCUAGGUAGUUUUUCUAUAGUGACUUGAUUUAGUGUGGGACCGACCCAUUUGAAAUUUUCUCUCUCUCACUCUCUCUCUAUUUCACAUACAUACACACACACACACACACAAACACACACGUGCGCGCGCGCACACACACACACACACACUUAAGUGCCUAGACUUUAACUAGAUCUAGCGAUUGAAAAGUUAGUAAGCCUAAGUUUUUACAUAAUUGCAUUCCUACAUUCUUUAAAAAAAAAAAACUAAAUAGCUAUCAUUGGCAGCCUGCUCUUUUUCUAAAACCCAAGGGAAAGACUAGAAAGCAUUUCCUCACCCCCAGGCAUGUCUCACCUGGCAGCAGGGACGAGAGGGAGCAGAAAGGACCCACUGAAAGCUGCUGUACUUAGGGUUGAAAAGGACACCCCGUCACAUGCCCGCCCCAGGCCUGAGCUCUUCCGUCCUGGUGCAGGACUCCCCCAAACAGCUCCCCCCAGUGGCGUCUCCCCGCCCCUUCCCAGGCCACUGAGGGGCAGGCCGUGACCCGCUCUCCCUGGGAGGGGCUGUGCCCUCCGUCCUUCUCCCAGGCCCGGUUGGUGGCUAUCAGAGGGCCGGCCUCGAGCACAGGCGAGAAGGAAAAGCACAUGGAUGGGGGGGAGGGGGGGGCGAGGCUAGACUCUGGCCAGGAAGAGGGACCACUCGGCCCAGACAGGGUAGAUCCGGGCUUCCCCGGGCACUGCCCAGCACUGGCGAGGCCCGGCCACGGUGCUCGACUUCCCACAUGACGCAGCCAGCGGCUGCCCGAGCGGGCUCUUCCUCGCCUCAGCCUGAGCUCCCCAGCAUCCCUCCUCUUGGGGUGGGUCCCCAGGAAACAACGCUCAAGUUUGUGCGUUUGGAAAAAGCGUCUUCAGACACGCAAAAACUGCGACCUUUGGCCUGCCACCGGAGUGCCUAGAGAGAGAGACAGAGCACCUCCCCCCGACGCCGACCCCGCGCCCGCGAGAAUCAGAAGCAAACUAGAGAACUGAUGCACAGAGACUCCUCCGCUGGAGACUCACCUCUCCACAUGCUGCUUUUUCAUUGCUUUGUUCAAGAGCAAACGGUUCUAGAAAAGAGAAGAUGGUUCUAGAAAAGACCGCCUCCUUCUAGGAGUUCCCCACGUCCCCGUGCCAGAUCCCAGCACACCCACAGUGGACUGACCUUCCGCUUCUGCGACCUCCGGGCAGCUUUUUGGCAGAGAAUGACGGCGGCCCUUGGCAAGGGUCUCCAGGAGGGAAAGGACCAGGUUUCCUUGCCAAAGAAGCGUUUUUCCCAGUGGCAGGCCCAUGCCUUGAAAUAGUAACGCACCACAUCCCGUCCCCGCCUGAUUGUCUCUUACGUUUGCUGUUGUUGUUGUUUUCCUAAGAGAUAAUGUUUAUUUUUGAAAGGGAAAGAACGAGUGAUGACGUUUCGUUCUGCUCCCGUCACGGAGGAACAGCUGAAUCCAUCUGCUGCUCCUUUGCAGCUAGGAGCGAGUGCUCCCUCCCGGCCCUCGCCAGGAGACACUCAGCUUUGGGCCAGUUACCACCCGGGAGUCAUCUGGGCCCUCGGAGCAAUGCCUGUGAGUCACAGGAGAGCCUGUACAUAGACGAACUCAUCAUGGUAACAUCGGUAUUGCACUUGUAUAUAGCUCUCCAGUCGUGUCUGGGAUGCCCAGGCCUUCAGAGUGUACAUAGGACAGAAGAAUAGCUUCAUGUAUUUUUAUUAAAUGUGACCAUGUCUGAGUUUCACCAAAUAGGGUGUGUGUGUGUGUGUGUGUGUGUGUGUGUGUGUGUGUGUGUGUGUGUGUGUGUGUGUGUGUGUGUGUGUGUUUGUGUCAUAGACCAGGUCCCCUGAUGUGGAGAAGUCCUCUCAUCAGACGCUGCCCUGGUCAGGAUUGCUCCUCCGUAUUCCCCAGUAUGCCGGUGUGUUCGGGUGUCGCUGCCUCCAUUGGUGACGCUUCCUUCAGGAGUCCCAGCGCCGUGGCAGCUGGAGAAAGGGCCCGUGAGCCCCUGUGAGCACAGAGGAGACUGUGAGGAGACUCAGAGGCAGCUUUGCUGGCCCUGCACGGCUGCUUCUCUGGCUUCUGGGUUAUGGGACGGCCUGAGCAACAUUUCUCUUAGUCUGUCAGUUCACAGACUGCCCCUGUAGAAAUCAGGGUGAGGUUGUUUUUCUUUCCUAGGUGUUUUGGUUGUUUUUUUGUUUUUCAAAAAGAGUUUUUCCACGAUGCAUUUUGUGGUAGCUUUGUCUGAAUUUCUGAUGAGCAUUUCCUGGAACCAUGGUCGAUUGUUGAAACGCGGUGUGGGUGUAGGGUGACUGGGCGACUGGUUGGCUGGUGGAUAAGCUCCUGUUUCCCGUGGAAAGCCUGGCCACCUGCCCUCACCUCCCCGUGCGGGGCUUGUGGAGAAGUCUGUCCCUCUGAGGAAUGCAUCAAGAAGGCUGGCAGGGCUGGAGAGGAGGCAGCCCAUUCUGUUCUCAAAGCUGCCAGGACAGAAACUGUCAGGUAAAGGAAGCUCCCGGGAUACCCGUGGGUCCGGCCUGCAGUGCGGGAUGAGAGACCACUGCAAACUCCGGAGCAAACGAAAAGACCAGAGCACUGUCCGUGGGAUGGGGGCAGGGUGGGGUUCGUAGCAGAGCAAAGCUUGCUCCUUCACUCCGUAGAGCAUGUCUGGGGGAAGGGGGGGAGAGAUCCACGUCCUUGGCUGGUGGUGUUGGCUUCGUGAGCACCAUCUGUCCUUCAUUUCAUUCAUUCAACAACUAGUGCAGAGCACUUACUAACCUCCGCUAAUGUAAGGGCGGCAAGCAAGAUGCAAACGCCACUCUUUCUAGUUCUCAACAGCCCGGCGCUGGAAGCCAGCCACCCCGCUCCUUACCGCCCGCCGGGCGGCACGGUCCAGAGGGACUGUACCAGCGCUCUGUCCGGGACGGUUGGCCACUUUACCAAACUGCUCUAACCAUAGGAAUCACUGCGGUAACUCGUCGCUCGCCGGGCCCACCAAGAGUCGUGUCUGCUGAGUCUUCCAGGGUAGGCAACACCCUGGCGUGCCAGAGACAGCCUGGAGAGGAGGACUGGCGCCUUCUCUAGGGGCAAUCAGGAGCCGUCUUGUGCACAAAACAUUCUAAACACUAGUGAAGCCUGUUUCGUUGGACUAAUUCUGACUCUGGAACAUGUUUUUGUUUUUUAGUUACGGUUUUGUUUGGAUUCGAGCUUAGUUUGUUAAUAUGUAUAAUUUAGCAUCUCUUGCACUCAUGUAAAUAUGGAGUAAGUAUUGUAAACUAUUUCAUUGCUGGGGAUUGUGGGGUGUUAUACAUACAUUUAGGACUGCAAUUUUUUUGGUAUUUUUUGUAUUGUAAAAUAACAGCUAAUUUAAGCAGGAACAAGAGAAUUGAGAGAGGACUGUGCAUUUUAAACACAAAUGUGAAGAACUUGUACAUAAACAAAAGUAAAUACUAUAAUACAAACUUCCUUCUGAAAUAAAAGUAGAUCUGGUAAAAAUGGG
Molecule: messenger RNA, 8621 nt
Organism: Sorex araneus (European shrew)
Lineage: Eukaryota; Metazoa; Chordata; Mammalia; Eulipotyphla; Soricidae
Gene: ATRN
Product: attractin
Exons: 30
Coding region: 140-4447 (1435 amino acids)
Cellular component (GO): Golgi apparatus
Molecular function (GO): protein binding
Source: RefSeq, a predicted model, not a curated record